This is a messenger RNA of Cuscuta epithymum, 2401 nucleotides long. NCBI's taxonomy places the organism in Eukaryota, Viridiplantae, Streptophyta, Magnoliopsida, Solanales, Convolvulaceae. The record is from the annotation of a GenBank genome assembly.
AGCAACCCAUCAUAAAAAAAGAAGCAAUACACACUCUUGCUGCUAAACAGUAAACAAGCGUAAUACGGAGCAUCUCAUACCGUAUGAGCAAUACGGAGUAAGAUUAUUCAGAUCUGACUUCUGAGGACCGAGGAACUGGAAAACUCAGCUGAGCAGAGAGGACCGACUCAUCGACAUCGACGAGACGACGAACCGUCACCAACACCAAGUCGCCGACGGCCGACGCAGCGGCGCUUGGCCGCCCUAUCCAUCCUCAGUGCUCAGCGGCCUCAGCCUUCUGGUACGCUGCACGCGGCACGCCUGCCGCCUAGCUUCUCUUCUCCUGCUUCCACUUUCAGGGCCUGCGAUUCUACACUUUUGCCCCUUCAGGCUUCUCAGGAGUUCUGGAGACUGGUACCGGCAACGUCUUUAAAAGCGCUCGCCCCAGUGCUUGGGAGAAGGGUAGGCGCAUACACCUGGGUUAGGCGCAGCAUAAGCGCAGGGCGCACGCCUGGGUCGCCCGAUACGGAAAAGGUUUAGUAACUUAUUCUGUCUAUAUGAUCAGCACUUCGAUGUUGCCAGAGGGUUAGUGCAGUUAUGGCUUGUGUGAAGGUUGUCACUCAUCUUAAGGGUUGUCUGUGCCAUUAUCUCCUACUGGGUGUUAUCUGGGUGUUGAGCUGCUUGAAUGUAGAGACUCUGCAGAUAUUGCCCGAACGAAGCAGUGACUUGCCUCUUCCUGCCCCACCCAUAAGUGGAAUGUUUGAACCCAUUGAGAUAUCACCGGCGGUGUUUCCACAUCAUUCAUUUCCUGAUCAAGCUUUGUCGCCGAUGUACCCUUCUUUCCCUACCACAUAUAGUCCCAUCUUGAGCGGAAGAUGCCUUGUAAAUUUCUCUAUGAUUUCGAACAUAACAGAAAAAACAGCGUCUGAUUGUACCGCACCCCUCUCAAAAGUAGUAAGAAAUGUUAUAUGCUGCCCACAAUUCAAUAGCUUGCUUCACAUAUUUCAGGGCUUCUACAGUUCCAGUUCUAACACAUUAGUUUUAGAAAAUGCUGUCGCUGAUGAUUGUUUUAAAGAUAUCAUCAGCAUAUUAGCGAGUAGAGGGGCAAAUGGAUCCGUAUCUACAAUGUGCUCUACCAACUCAUUGCAUCUUACUGGAGGAUCUUGCCCCGUGAAAGAUAUAGCUACUUUUGAGAAGGUGGUGAAUACCAGCAAAUUGUUGGAGUCUUGCAUCACAAUUGAUUCUCUUAAGGAGUGUUGCAGGCCAAUUUGCCAGCGAGCAAUUUCAGAGGCUUCACUUCAAAUCUAUGGGAUAAAACCAAAUCAAUCAAAUAUGGUUGAUAAUAAGAAUUUAAUAGAAUCCCCUGGAAAGUUUGAUAGCCUUACUGAUUGCAAAGGGGUUGUGCAUUCAUGGCUUGCCAGGAACUUGCCUUUUGAAGAUGCAAAUAAAAUAUUUCGAUUACUAUCUUCAUGCAAAGUUAACAAAGUCUGCCCUUUAGAUUUUAAGCAGCCAUCUGAAGUGAUAAAAGAAUGUCGAAACUUAGCAGCACCUGGUUCAUCAUGUUGUAGCUCACUGAACUCAUACAUUGCUGAUAUACAAAAACAAAUGUUGAUUACUAAUCGACAGGCGAUAAUGUGUGCAACUCUAUUGGGAUCAAUGUUACAGAAGGGUGGGGUGAUGACAAAUGUGUACGAGCUUUGUGAUAUUGAUUUAAAAGAUUUUAGCCUUCAAGCAUAUGGUGGAGAAGAAGCAGGGUGCUUGCUUCGAAGCUUGCCUACAGAUAUGGUAUACGACAACUCAGCAGGUUUCAGCUUUAACUGUGACUUGAAUGAUGAUACUGCAGCUCUAUGGCCUUCAUCAUCAUCUGGUACAUUCUCCUUUUGUGCACCUGAGAUGUCCUUACCAGCAUUACCGACAUCUUCAGAGGCUGGCUACCGAAUGCUGGAUGUUGCUGUGUUGUUUCUUUCUUUUUUUGUUUCCAAGUUGUUGUAGCCAUGAGAUUUAGCUUUUAAGUAUUGGGCCCUAUUUGGAAUGAAGUAUAGGAAGUCAUAGAUGAUGAACUUUGGGAAAAUCUCAUGUAUAUUUUUACAUAUUUUCAUGUAUGUAUAGCUUUUUAUGUUUCAUUGUUAGGUUAUCCACCCCUAGAAGUAGUUUUUUUUUUAAAUGAGUGUCUAAAGAUGCAAGUUGGUGCAAAAGGCUAUCUUUGUAUUGUUGUAUGCAGACUUGAAGCAAAUUUGUCUCCGGUGUACAUUAAAAUUAGUGGGCGUUUGGUUCACAGAACCUUUUAUUUCCACUUAGAAUGUGAUUUUCUGGGGUGUGUAUGUUUUGCUCGGUUACCCUACUAGGAAUAUUUUAGAUGGAUAUAUCAGUGUCAUGUAUAAUAAUAAAGUACGAUUUUUGACAAUUAUUUUUGAUACGUUCU